This is a messenger RNA of Akanthomyces muscarius, 4341 nucleotides long. RefSeq lists its product as uncharacterized. The coding region runs from base 1 to 4341 and encodes 1446 amino acids. The transcript has a single exon. The record is from RefSeq and is a predicted model, not a curated record. NCBI's taxonomy places the organism in Eukaryota, Fungi, Ascomycota, Sordariomycetes, Hypocreales, Cordycipitaceae.
AUGAGGUGGACUACAUUCCUGGUGGGAGCCGUUGCACCCGUAGCCAUUGUCGCUGCUGGUCCUCGCACCCAGUCCCCCCCGGAGGCUACAAUUGAGGAUAUUCUUCAAAGCAGCAACCUCGACGAGAUUCUCGCCAAGCACAACCUGGCCCUCGUCCCCCGUAGUCAGCUCACCGAUACCCUGACGGAGUUGACCGCGCUCCUCAAAAGGCAGGAGCACUACGACCGCGUUGACCCCAGAGUUUCUACGCUUCUCCGUCGACAAAAUGCCACCAACGCACAGUCGGGCACCACUGGCUCCGCCUCGAGCAGUGCGCCUCUUGGUAACCAAAACGGUCUUCUCGACGGUCUCCUCGACCCCCUCAAGGAUGGCAUCCAGGGCAUUCUUUCCCCCAUCACCGACUUGGUCGACGCUCUCAAGGCUGUCACCUCGCUUCUCACUCCUGAAUUCCUCGAGGCCCUGCACGACGGCAUUGUCGGUCUUGCCAAGACCCUGAGAGACCCCAUUCCUGACAAGAUUCGCAACAUCGUCACCGCUGGUGAGCCCAUCAUCAACGAGGUCGGUAAGCUUGACUUGGCCAGUCUCAUCCAGCAGCUCGAGCCCCUUCUCAAAGAGCUUGGCGGCCUCGAUCUCGCUGGCCUGUUUGAAGCUCUUAAGCCCCUGCUUUCCGGCGAUGAGAUUAAGAAGAUUAUCAGCAUCAUCGAUGGAGCUGAGCCGCUUGUUGCCAGUCUGGGCAAGCUCGACUUGGCCACUCUCAUCGAUCAGCUCGAGCCUCUCCUUAAAGAGCUUGGCGGCCUCGAUCUCGCUGGCCUGUUUGAAGCUCUUAAGCCCCUGCUUUCCGGCGAUGAGAUUAAGAAGAUUAUCAGCAUCAUCGAUGGAGCUGAGCCACUCGUUGCCAGUCUGGGCAAGGUCGACCUCAGCAAGCUAUUUGACCAGCUUGGGCCUGUUCUUGAAGCCCUCGGCGGAAUUGAUCUCAAGAGCCUCGUCGAGGCUAUCGCGCCUCUGCUUACGACCGAGACUAUUCAGGGCAUCGUGCUUCUGCUUUUCAACGCUGAGCAGCUUCUUACUUCGGACUUUGUUGAACAAACUCAGUCACUCAUCUCCAACGCUGGGCCGCUCGUCGUCUCGCUCGGCAAGCUUGACCUGCCGACACUUCUUGACCAGCUGCAGCCUAUUAUCAAGGAACUUGGUCAGCUUGACUUGAAGUCUCUGUUUGACGCCCUCAAGCCCCUGCUCAGCAGUGAAGUCAUUGGCAAGCUCGUUGAUAUUGUCAACGGUGCCGCGCCUCUUAUUGACAGCCUAGGCAAGCUUGAUCUUCAGGAUAUUCUCAACCAGCUUCAACCAAUCCUGAAGGAGCUCGGCCAAUUGGACCUCCAGGGCCUCUUCGAGGCUCUCAAGCCUCUCCUCAGCAGCGAAGUCAUUGGCAAGCUCGUUGAUAUUGUCAACGGUGCCGCGCCUCUUAUUGACAGCCUAGGCAAGCUUGAUCUUCAGGAUAUUCUCAACCAGCUUCAACCAAUCCUGAAGGAGCUCGGCCAAUUGGACCUCCAGGGCCUCUUCGAGGCUCUCAAGCCUCUCCUCAGCAGCGAAGUCAUUGGCAAGCUUGUUGAUAUUGUCAAUGGUGCCGCGCCUCUCAUUGACAGCCUCGGCAAGCUUGAUCUUCAGGACAUUCUCAACCAGCUUCAACCAAUCCUGAAGGAGCUCGGCCAAUUGGACCUCCAGGGCCUCUUCGAGGCUCUCAAGCCUCUCCUCAGCAGCGAAGUCAUUGGCAAGCUUGUUGAUAUUGUCAACGGUGCCGCGCCUCUCAUUGACAGCCUAGGCAAGCUUGAUCUUCAGGACAUUCUCAACCAGCUUGAGCCAAUCCUCAAGCAGGUCGGUCAGUUGGAUCUUGCAGGCCUCUUCGAGGCUCUUAAGCCUCUACUUAGCACAGAGACUAUUGGCAAGCUUGUUGACAUUGUUAACGGCGCUGCUCCUCUGAUUGAUAGCCUCGGCAAGCUUGACCUUCAGGACAUCCUCAACCAGCUUGAGCCAAUCCUCAAGCAGGUCGGUCAGUUGGAUCUUGCAGGCCUCUUCGAGGCUCUCAAGCCUCUGCUCAGCACAGAGACUAUUGGCAAGCUCGUGGACAUCGUUAAUGGCGCCGCUCCCUUGAUCGAUAGCCUCGGAAAACUUGACCUCCAGGAUAUUAUUAGCCAGCUUGAGCCAAUCCUCAAGCAGGUCGGUCAGUUGGAUCUUGCAGGCCUCUUCGAGGCUCUCAAGCCUUUGCUUAGCGCAGAGACUAUUGGUAAGCUCGUUGAUAUCGUCAACGGCGCCGCUCCCUUGAUCGACGCUCUCGGCAAGCUUGACCUCCAGGAUCUCAUUACCCAGCUCCAGCCAAUCCUGAAGGAGCUUGGCCAACUGGAUCUUGCAGGCCUGUAUGACGCAGUUAAGCCCCUGCUUAGCCCUGACACCAUCAAGAAGCUCGUCAACAUCGUCAACGGCGCUGAGCCCCUUAUUGCCAGCCUCGGUCAGCUUGACCUCAAGAAGCUCCUUGACCAAGUCGGCCCUCUACUGGAUGAGCUUGGUCAACUGGACCUCGCCGGUCUUUUGGCCGCUGUUAAGCCACUUCUCAGCCCUGAUACCAUCACCAAGCUGGUCAACAUUGUCAACGGCGCUGAGCCCCUCAUCGCUAGUCUGGGUCAGCUCAACCUCCAGAAGCUCAUCAGCCAAAUUGGUCCUAUUCUGGAUGAGGUUGCUCAACUUGAUCUGCAGGGUCUCUUCGAGGCUCUCAAGCCCCUACUCAGCCCUGACACGAUUAAGAAGCUCGUCAACAUCGUCAACGGUGCCGAGCCCCUCAUCGCCAGUCUCGGCCAGCUUGAUCUUCAGAAGCUGCUCAACCAAGUCGGUCCUAUCCUCGAUGAGCUUGGAAACCUCGACCUCAAGGGUCUCUUUGAUGCCCUGCAGCCCCUGCUCACAAGAAACACUAUUCUUGGAAUCAUUGAUUUGCUGCAGAACGCCGAGGAUCUGCUCACAGCCGACUUUGUUGUCGAUACCCGUGCCCUCAUCAAGGGUGCCAGCCCUCUCCUCGCGAGCCUCAGCAAGCUUGACCUCGACAAGCUCAUCACCCAGCUGGGUCCUGUCCUGGACGUCAUUGGCAAGCUCGACCUCAAGGGUAUCAUUGAUGCCCUUGCUCCCCUGCUCACCCCUGACACCAUCAAGGGUCUCGUCCAGCUCCUCGCCAACGCCGAGUCUCUGCUCACUUCCGACUUCGUCAGCCAGACCAAGUCUCUCAUCGGUGGCGCCCUUCCCCUUAUCGAUGGUCUCAAGGACGUUGACUUCAAGAGCCUGCUCGCGCAGCUUUCGCCUCUACUCAACGCUCUCGGCAAGAUCGAUCUUAAGGGACUCCUUGAUGCCAUCAGCCCUCUUCUUACUCCUGAAGCCAUCCGUGGUCUCCUCGGACUUCUUGGCAACGCCGAAGACUUGCUCACCGGUGACUUCGUCAAGGACACCAGAGGUCUCAUUGCUGGCGCCGGUCCUCUGCUGGCUGCUCUCGGUGGUAUUGAUCUCCAGGGUCUCUUCAAGCAGCUCGGACCUCUUCUUGAUAGCAUCAGCAAAUUGGAUCUCGCUGGCAUCAUUGACUCUCUCUCUCCUAUCCUGUCCAAGGAAAGCAUCCAGAAGAUUGUCACCCUCCUUACCAAUGCUGAGGACCUCUUGUCUGCCGACUUUGUCACGCAGACCAAGGCUCUCAUUGGCGACGCCGGCCCUCUUCUGGAAGCCGUCAAGCCUCUGCUCGCAGCUCUGGGUGAGAUUGAUCUUCCUGAUCUUCUCAAGCAGCUUGGUCCUCUUCUCAAGCAGCUCAGCCCUCUGCUGGGCGCUCUGGGCGAGAUUGACCUCAAGGGUCUCCUUGACGUUCUCAAGCCUUUCCUCACGCCUGAUUCGAUCAAGAAGGUACUGGGUCUCGUGGGCAACGCUGAGGAUCUCCUCACGGCCAAGUUCGUCAAUGAGACGUCUUCUCUGAUCAGCGGUGCCCUGCCGCUGGUCGAGGCCCUCGACGAGGUCAACAUUCCUGAGCUCCUUGACAGCCUCAAGCCUCUGCUCGACAUGGUCAAGCCUCUCAUCGGUGCUCUUGGCGAGAUCGACCUCAAGGGUCUCAUUGAAGCCGUCGCGCCUCUGCUGACCAAGGAGACCGUUGCUGGCAUUGCUACGCUGCUGCUCAACGCCGAGUCUCUUCUGACGUCUGACUUUGUUAGCCAGACGCAAGAGCUGAUUGGCGAUGCUACGCCGCUAGUUGCUACGAUUUCCGACCUAUUGCAAGCCAUCUUCUCGGCUCUGUCGGGCGCCACUGGAAGCAGUGGCGGCUCGUCCUAA